UUCUUCCCGCGUAUGCUGCCUCGUUACCCCCGUCGGCGCAUUAUCAUCUUCACUAAACUUGGGUCGGCGUUAGAUCACCUAGAUUGGGGAUGACUCCGAGCGCUGUUGAUAGCAAGGGUAGCAACACUAAGAUGGCGGAAGAAGCUCACCACUGUCGUUCGUCUCAAUUACUUUCCUCCCAGCCUCCUUGGCUAGCGACGCGUUUCUUAACUCGCUUUCAUCAUGGCUUUGAGACAGCGCUUAAGGAACAUCGAUGAGAAAGUACGCCUUCGUGGAGACGAUGCGAAGCAUGAGCAGACAGAUGCAUGGAGCAACCGCGAUUUAAUCCCUCUCCCGCCGGAACGUAGGACAUGGGGCUGGUUCAAUUUCUUCGGGUUUUGGGCGAUUUCAUCGCUGAACCUCGCGAACUGGCAAACACCAAGCACCUUCUUGACUAUGGGUUUAUCUGUCUCACAGUCUAUUCUUAUCAUCGUUGUGAGCUGUCUAUUGAUCGCUUUCUUCUCCACACUUAUUGCUUGGGUUGGAUUGAAGUGGCAUAUUGGCUUCACGGUACAGAACAGGUAUAGUUGGGGUAUGCGCGGGAGCUUCAUACCUUUGUCGCAGAGAAUCCUGCUCAACUUUAUCUGGAACGCCGUUCAAUGUUGGAAUGGUGGCCGUCUAGUCGCUGUAUGCUUGACCGCGAUCUGGCCUUCGUAUGCACGCAUGCCAAAUACUUUUAGCCCCAACUUCCCUGCUACCACCGACCAGUUUGUGGGAUUCGUCGUGUUCUGGUUCAUAUCGACACCGUUCUUGUGGCUGCGACCGGAGAAGUUCAAGAUCCCGUUUCUCAUAGUCUGCCUCUGGUGCGGCAUCGGAAUGUUGGCAUGGAUGAUCUGGGCAGUGACGACUGCUAAAGGUGUAGGCCCUCUAUGGAAUGCUGGCGAGAACAUUCCUUCGGGUUCCGCUUGGGGCACCUCGUGGCUCAUCAUGGCUGGCAUCAAUCAAAGCCUUGGCGGAAUUGCGGCAGGCAUCACGAAUGGCAGCGACUUCUCACGCUAUUCACGUGGAAGAACACCCUACAUGGUCGGUACUAUCACUAGCUGUGUCAUCACCAGCGUCAUUGUCUCUCUAGUUGGUCUUGUUACGACUGCUUCGGGACAAAAGUUGUAUGGAGAGAUCUAUUGGAACCCACCGGAUCUACUCAUGCGCAUGAUGGACAACGGCAACGGCUCAUCGAAGGCACGUGCGGGGGUAUUCUUCCUGGCUGCAGGUUUCGCAUUUACCGCAAUGUUCGAGAACAUUUGCGGAAACGCUGUCUCUGGCGGAAUCGACCUGGCUGGCCUUUUUCCACGUUACAUCAACAUACGUCGUGGUGCUAUCAUUACCUUUGUGGCGGCAUGGGUUGUUCAACCCUGGCAGCUUAUCAACCGCGCCACUACAUUUAUCGCCGUACUGUCUUCCUUUUCGGUCUUUUUGGCACCAAUUAUCGGCAUAAUGGCAUGCGACUACUUCCUCUUGCGAAGGAGAAGGAUCCGCUUGAGUCAUUUAUAUCGAACGGAAAACUCGUCGUAUUGGUUCACCAAAGGCUUCAACUGGCGAGCGAUACCCUCAUGGCUAUGUGGCUGGAUCCCGACAAUUGGAGGUCUUAUAGUGACAGUAAGAGGAGAUGUCGAUCCACCACGGGCUUUGGUACAGCUCUACAAUAUGGCCUUCUUCAUAGGAUUCUUCAUCAGCGCUUUUAUCUUCUACGUUCUUAACAAGAUCUUCCCAGUCCCUGACAUGGACCAGAUCGAUCCCAUCGAUCUAUAUGGUACCUUCACAGAAGCGGAGGCAAAGCGAGCUGGUGUAGCUCCGCUAGACAACAGCCCUAUUUUGGGAGGGGUAUCUGGGCGAAGAUCGACCGAGCAUGUUGUCAUUCAUGCAGAGAAGGAUGUGUGAGUGGGGUAGACUUAUAGAUUAGGAACCAUGUAGAAUUCGUCACAUGGAGGCUUGCAAAGUAGGCUCGCCCAAUCAUUUCGCGUUUCACAGCCUAGCGACGCCGCAAUACUGCAUAAACAUCGCGCCAAAGAGCUAUCGAGGACUUAUAGGGUUUGGCCGGAUGGCGGG
This is a messenger RNA of Alternaria rosae, 2085 nucleotides long. RefSeq names its product permease for cytosine/purines, uracil, thiamine, allantoin-domain-containing protein. Gene Ontology annotation, biological process: transmembrane transport; nucleobase transport. Gene Ontology annotation, cellular component: plasma membrane. The coding region runs from base 223 to 1917 and encodes 564 amino acids. The record is from RefSeq and is a predicted model, not a curated record. Gene Ontology annotation, molecular function: nucleobase transmembrane transporter activity. NCBI's taxonomy places the organism in Eukaryota, Fungi, Ascomycota, Dothideomycetes, Pleosporales, Pleosporaceae. The transcript is spliced from 4 exons.